AUGUCGCUCGCGAUCCCAACAAACCUCUCCAAAUCCAUCUCAACCCCCAAGUUCGCCUCCCAAUCCGCCGGAAAGUCUCGUAACAACGCCGCCGCCGCCGUCGUGGUAUGCCGAGCGAGCUCCGAGGAACCCUCCUCCGCAGCCACCACCUCAUCCUCCCAGCUGAAGGCCUUCUCCGCUGCGCUCGCCUUGUCGUCGAUCGUCCUCUCCGCGCCGGUGUUGCCGGCGUCCGCCGACAUCUCUGGGCUGACGCCGUGCAAGGAAUCGAAGCAGUUCGCCAAGCGCGAGAAGCAGGAGAUUAAGAAGCUGGAGUCGUCGCUCAAGCUCUACGCACCCGACAGCGCCCCUGCCCUCGCCAUCCAAGCCACCAUCGAGAAGACCAAGCGCAGGUUUGACAACUAUGGCAAAGUGGGACUACUGUGCGGUUCAGACGGUCUUCCUCACCUGAUCGUGAGCGGGGAUCAGAGGCACUGGGGUGAGUUCAUAACUCCGGGCAUAUUGUUCUUGUACAUUGCCGGUUGGAUCGGGUGGGUUGGCCGGAGCUACUUGAUUGCCAUUAGAGAUGAGAAGAAGCCCACAAUGAAGGAGAUCAUAAUCGACGUGCCACUGGCCAAUAAGCUCGUCUGGAGAGGCUUCAGCUGGCCAGUUGCUGCCUACAGAGAGUACUUGAAUGGGGAGCUUAUUGACCCCAAUGUCUAA
Messenger RNA from Striga hermonthica, 699 nucleotides. NCBI's taxonomy places the organism in Eukaryota, Viridiplantae, Streptophyta, Magnoliopsida, Lamiales, Orobanchaceae. The record is from the annotation of a GenBank genome assembly.